Molecule: messenger RNA, 970 nt
Organism: Hermetia illucens (black soldier fly)
Lineage: Eukaryota; Metazoa; Arthropoda; Insecta; Diptera; Stratiomyidae
Product: enhancer of split mgamma protein-like
Exons: 2
Coding region: 300-836 (178 amino acids)
Biological process (GO): regulation of neurogenesis; anterior/posterior pattern specification; regulation of transcription by RNA polymerase II
Cellular component (GO): nucleus
Molecular function (GO): DNA-binding transcription factor activity, RNA polymerase II-specific; protein dimerization activity; RNA polymerase II cis-regulatory region sequence-specific DNA binding
Source: RefSeq, a predicted model, not a curated record
ACCAACUGUCUGAAGUCUGACGCCUUUACCAUUUUCCCUGAUGCAUGCAACAACAUCAAAGAUCACUGAUCUACCGUCUCAGCUCCAACUUCAUCUCGAAGUUUGCUCCCCACUUUCAUUCUGGCCCUUGACUGCCAUUCGUCAUAGAAGUAAAGUUUAUAAAGAGGUGUAGUGAGCGCUUUACAAGAACACUUUAGUGGUAAAUCUUAGUGAAGUUGGAGGUGUGUGUUUUGUUGGUUCUUACCUAGUGAGUUCAGCGAGAAUAGAAGGUGUCGGACUUUUUUGAAAGUGCGGGAGUGAUGUCACCGAGCCAGAAUUACCCGCCAAAUCUGAUGUCCAUGGAACCUGUUUCCAGGACAUACCAAUACCGGAAGAUCAUGAAGCCAAUGUUGGAGAGGAAGCGACGAGCACGGAUCAACCGAUGCUUGGAUGAACUAAAGGAUUUGAUGACUGGUGCCUUGCAAGCUGAGGGCGAAAACGUGGCAAAACUAGAGAAAGCAGACAUCCUGGAGUUGACCGUUCGACAUCUACACAGCUUACGACAACAUAAUACGUUAUUCUGUCGUCCUGACCCAGGAUAUGCUGAUCGAUAUUGGGAUGGAUUCCGCCAUUGUGCCAAGGAGGUGGCCCAGUUCCUAGCCAAAUGUGAUCAAUCUGCCGGGGUAGUGGUAUUAAAGCACAUCAACGCAUUGAUGCUGAAUUUGGAUCCUUAUCGGCAUACAUAUUUGGCCACCAUGCGACCUGAAUCAAUACCUAAAAAUACUGAAAGGAGUUCUUCGAGAGACUGUUUCGAACAAGAGAGCAGAGAGAGUGGUUCAGUUUGGAGACCGUGGUAGUCUAGUUCUAGUUUGGAUGCUAUUGAAGCUAAUUGUGUUUAUUGAUAGACGUUUAUGGUCGAAGCUUUAUUUUUAUAAGAGAUCACUUAAACUAUUUUGUCUGUGAUAAAUUUUUCAAAAAUAAAAUGUUAAAA